Linum trigynum is the source of this 2526-nucleotide messenger RNA. The record is from the annotation of a GenBank genome assembly. NCBI's taxonomy places the organism in Eukaryota, Viridiplantae, Streptophyta, Magnoliopsida, Malpighiales, Linaceae.
CACAGCAGCAGCCUUACCAGCCUAGGCAGGGGCCACCAUUCCAGCAGCCCCAGCGUUAGUUUGCCGAGCUAGCAGCAGCUCCGGCUCCAGAUAAUCAAAUGACGGAGCUGAAAAACAUUCUAGCAUCAUUCAUGACUACCACUCAGGCAACUGUCAUGAGGCUGGACCAGAGUAUAGCCUCACUGGAGGCAGGCCAGAGGAACCAAGGUGCCAUUUUGCAAGAUCUACAGCACCAGAUGGAUAGCAUGGCUCGCCAAAUUAAUACCCGGGCCCUGGGAACUCUACCUGCCACUACCAUCCCCAAUCCACGGGAGCCGCACCAGCAGCUGGAUGCCAUUUUUACCAGGAGCGGUAAGACCAUAUCUGCUGAUCCUGUCCCGGCCAGGCAGGAGGAACCACUACCUGCUUCAGCACUUCCAGCCGACGAUGCAGAAGUGCGGGUGGAGAAGGAAGCCCCUGCUCCCAAGCCACAACUAGUGGUUAAGGAGCAUGUACCCCAGCUUCCCUUCCCCACUCGCCUACACAAAGACAAGCUGGAGACUGAGUUUGCCAAGUUUAUGGCAAUGGAGAACCCUAGAUUUGUAUGUUAGGUCUGAUUGUAUGAACCCAAGUACAGAUUUCAUGAGUUGAUUAUAUUCGAUUGAGGCUUGAAUGAUUGAAUGACUUGAAUCCUGAUCAAAUUCCUGUUGUUUCUACUUUAACCUAGAAAGAGAAUAUCUUCCUAGGUUGAUAGAGCACCCUUAAUUGAAGGUAGUGAAUUGGCGACUUUAGUCGAGGAGCCAAUUCACUAUUCUGUACCGAAUUUACUUCGGUAGUGGAGGUUUUGUUCGUUAGGGCCUCAAUCUGUUUACUCCAGUGGAGGUUAGUCGCCCACUAGAGACUCAGAUUGAGAGGGUCUGGAGACCUUUAGUCGAGACUUCAGACUGUUUAAGAACCUUCCGCAGUAUGACUAUCAUAGAACUGAACUUGGUAAUUGCAAUCCGGCUUAACUGCAGUCUAGGGGGAACCAUAUGCGGGUGACCUCUCUUGACUUGAAAACAACCGUUUAACUUGCUUUUUGUUUUUGUUAAUUUGGAUUUGCACUAAAGUUUCACUGCUAGAUAACAAGAACUUACCGAGUAGUCAUCAAAUCUAGGACCCGUGUUGACAUUAAAACCCAAACCCGCUAUACUACAAAGUAGGAAGUGGUUGCACUUGGCCAAUUUCUAGAGUGACAGUAGGAGUGAGUCACUACGGGUCAAGCACUACCUAACGAUGGCCACACAGGUGGAAGAGAUAAAAUGCAAUAAAGAAAAAGCUAGAGUAACAAAUUUUCACGUUUCCCCAAUAACCUAGAGGGUCCCCGGCAACGGCGCCAAAAACUUGACUCGCUACGUCACAACACCUAACGAUGGCCAAGUGUAACCAAUGAAAGGGACUGCAGUAUAGUGGCACAAGUAAUAAAUAUAGAAUCCACGGGUCUCUAGUGUUACUAUUACUCAGCUUCAGUUCAUUAUCUAGCAAACUAGAUUAAGGAUUGAUUUACUAAACUACUCUACUAACUACUAUACUAAUUACAAGUUGGGAACUCACUUAGGUAUGAUUCCCCCUAGCUCCUCAAUUAGGUCCAAGUUGAAAUUACCUUUGGUUGAUCUACUGUUGAUUAAACUGAGGAAGAUCCUAAAUUAGCUUGGAAUCUCUUAAGCUGACCAAGCCCUCUUAGACAGAAUACCCGACAGUUGACUAGCCUUCACCGGGAUAGACUGCUAAGGCGAUUCACACAGAUCUCCACUACUGGAAUAAAUUCCAGUACAAAGUAGUGAAUUGAUUGACUCUCUCACAACCAAUUCACCACUAUCAAUCAAGGAAGCUCUCUUAACCUAAUCAGAUUCUAUCUAUCAUAGGUUAAAGCAUAAAUCAAGAGAAUUUGAUCAACAUUCAAUUGAAUCAAUAAAUCAUGUCUCAAUCGAUUAUAAUCAAACAAUAUAGCAUCCAAAACUUCAUACAAGAAAGAUCCUAACACAUGGAACUAGGGUUCCUCAAAACCUAAGUGAAGGGAAGUUACUCAGAGAAGAGAGAGACUGCAGAAAUUUGAUAUUGAUCUUCAAUCUCCAUCUCCAAGCUUGAUUCCCGAGCUCCAAUGGCGAAGAAAUCCUCCAAAAUAGCUCCAAGAAUGUUCCCAAGUCGCUCUCUCUCUAGGGUUCGUCCCUUGGGUGUUUGGGAACCAAAACCCAGUUCUCCCUCGUCCGAACUCCGAAUCAGUCGCCGUUUGAUCCCAGAUGCUUGUAGUCUGGUCCUCUUUAUUUUCAUGAAAAAAUUCCAUGAUUAUUUGUCCAUAAUAUGAUGUAGAAGUCCAUUAUUCCUCAGGUCAUGCUCGUGUUUCUUCUCCCGAAUUGCCAAAUGAUCUCCGAUUGACUUGAAACUUGCGCCUAUGCUUCAAUUCACAUGCUAGGACCUGAAAUAUGAGAAAGGAACACAACCUAGCGUAAAAUAGUCCAAGAAAGCAGAAACUCAAGCCAAAAUGAUCAAGAAACGAGGGUGCAAACA